Oncorhynchus mykiss (rainbow trout) is the source of this 2455-nucleotide messenger RNA. Its product is annotated as ubiquitin domain-containing protein 2. Gene Ontology annotation, molecular function: protein binding. The record is from RefSeq and is a predicted model, not a curated record. Lineage: Eukaryota; Metazoa; Chordata; Actinopteri; Salmoniformes; Salmonidae.
GUUCACUCCGCCUCUUCCCAGCUGAUGCUCGCGUCCUUUCAAUUUCUAUUCUGAGAGGAAGACUUGAGCAAGAGGGGUUUGCGGGGGUAGCGCAGUUAAAACAUCCAUGGGUGGUUGUGUGGGUAGUCACCAUGAUUCUUCAGGCAGUUUAAACGAAAAUUCUGACGGAACUGGAGUGGCUCUGGGGCGUAACCAGGCCUUGAAGAGAGAGAAGCCCAAAUGGAAGAGUGACUAUCCCAUGACGGACGGCCAGCUGCGCAGUAAGCGGGAUGAGUUCUGGGACACGGCGCCCGCCUUCGAGGGACGCAAGGAGAUCUGGGACGCGCUCAAGGCCGCCGCCCAAGCCUUUGAGAGCAACGACCAUGAAUUGGCCCAGGCCAUCAUCGACGGGGCCAGCAUAACACUGCCACACGGCGCGCUGACGGAGUGCUAUGAUGAGCUGGGGAAUCGCUACCAGCUGCCAGUCUACUGCCUGUCCCCACCCGUCAACAUGAUCGAGGAGAAGAGUGACCUUGAGAGCCUUGAGGUCAGCGAGCCCCCCCCCAGCGAGGGCCAGGAGUGCCAGCUACGCCUGCGUCUGUCCACGGGCCGGGACCUGCGCCUGGCGGUGAGGACCACGGACACGGUGCAGCACAUGAAGCGGCAGCUGCAGGCGGUGGAGGGCGUGGCGGCGGCCACCCAGCGCUGGUUCUUCUCAGGCCGGCCGCUCACAGACAAGAUGAAGCUGGAGGAGCUGAAGAUCUCCAGGGACUACGUGGUGCAGGUGAUCAUCAGCCAGCCGCCCGCCCCCCUGCCCACCCAGGCACCUCCCGCCCCCACACCAACCACACCCACGUCCAUGCCCGCCACACUGCCCCAGGACCCCACGCCCGUAGAGAACUAGUGCCUGGCACCUGGAGAGGGCACGCAUGCAGGAAAAGACAGACCACCAAGGGAAGACCAGCUUUUGACAAGUGGAGAUUUGGGUGCGGUUGUGAGGCAGACACGUGUCUGAGCAGAUGAAGGAACAGUUCUGGAGAACCGAGCCGAGCUAGGUGGUCAUGUAAAGUGUUUGUUUAGAGUUGUGUGAGGGUUUGUUAAGCUGUGUGCCCUCCCUCUCUCUUCUCCUCGCUCCUCCACGAGACAGGGAGGUGUUUCUGCAAGGCAUGCUGGGAUAGCAGCAGGGGUGUCUCUGUGCCUCAGCCAGAGCAGGAGGACUCCGCCUCCGUGACCGAAGACAACCAACCAGGAGCAGCAAGAGACUCCACCACAGGACAGGAACACCUGCUAACCUGGCAUUUCAAAAAUCUACCUUUUACAAAAACUCUUUAAAAAAAACUUGUCUUGUUUUUAGUGGAAACUGAACAACCAAAAAAUAAGAUCUGAGGAAACUAUAGGAAUAUACAGUAACAGCCCAUGUUGUUACAAACCAUGUUCCAGAACCCCCUGCCUGUUCUCCAUCUCCACUGUAGCUUCUAGUCAGCCAGCUGUCAGUCCUUCUAUUAACCCCCCCCCCCGUAGUAGUAGCCUUGACCUGACCUGUAGCCUCUUUCUGCAGACGUUACAUGUAGCUCUGCCAGUCAACUCGUCCUCCCUCGGGAGCCUUCCUCCCCCGGGAGCCUUCCUCCCUCGGGAGCUUUUCUCCCCCGGGAGCCAUCCUCCCCCGAGAGCCAUCCUCCCCCGGGAGCCUUCCUCCCCCGGGAGCCAUCCUCCCCCGGGAGCCUUUCUCCCCCGGGAGCCUUCCUCCCCCGGGAGCCUACCUUUUAGUUGUGAUCUUGGUUAGUGAAGUUAGUAGACCGUCACUGCGUCAGAUUAGUUCCCUUCUCAUUCCCCAGUAAACAUCCCAUUAUGUAAACGUGACACUUUCACCCUCCUGUUUUCUGUUCAUACCUGAUAUUAUCUUAAGAUGAACUACCGGAGGUUUCCGCAGAACUUAAAAAACUGUAAUGUUGUACAAACUGAAUGUGCUGGGAUGAAGUGUCCAUUGCAAAGUUUUUAAUGACAUUAAUGUUUAGAAAUUCUGCUUCACUGUACUUUAAGAUACUUAUCAGAGCAAUGUAUUUAGCAUUGCGUAAUCAUUUGUGUGUGUGUAAGAGAGAGAGAGAGACAGAGACAGAAACCGAGAGAGAGACAGAGAGAGUGUACUGCAUGUUUGAGAGGGUGUUGAGAGAAAGAGUGUUCAAUAUGUUCUGGUGACAAGAGUCAGACCUUAUAACAUAGAAGGGGUCACAACCUUAGCAGGACUCUAGGGGUUGUACCGUGGACAGACUAAGUCACACCAGUCGUCUUGACCUUUACUCCAGCAGCUGUUCACACUGACUUCCUCUGCAUCUCUCGCGGUGUGUUUGAGUGUGUGUUUUUAAGGUACAUUGAGACGUAUUCAUGAGGAACAAACAAUGAAUUUCAGAAACCCAGUUGCAUAUUUUGAUGAAAUAGAAUGUUUUUAAUUAAAUUGACCAACAUUUGUACGCCACAA